This is a messenger RNA of Entelurus aequoreus (snake pipefish), 5721 nucleotides long. RefSeq lists its product as uncharacterized. Bases 685 to 5553 code for a protein of 1622 amino acids. The transcript has 5 exons. The record is from RefSeq and is a predicted model, not a curated record. Lineage: Eukaryota; Metazoa; Chordata; Actinopteri; Syngnathiformes; Syngnathidae.
GCCACGGAGACGGCAUGUUGUUCUGUUCUGUAGCUGUGUUAGAGUUCAUAAAAGCAUUCCCUUUUCACACCUGCCAUAUAAAAACGGGUCCAACUCAUCCUGACUUCUGCGACUUCUUGUGUGGGGGUGUUUAACUAACUGGAAAGUGAAAAGGUUUCAUGAAGCCAGUACAGUGAAAAGGGACACCUUUCGAUGAACUGCUGAACCCCAGGCUGCACUGUCAUACGCUGUUUUCAGACCAGCACGACAGACGUUGUUAAGUCAGCGUAAAGGCAUAGUGAGUACAUCAACACGAACAAUGGAGAACGCUGAAUCUACGGUUUCCCGGGCAAGCAGAUCGUCCGGAACCAGAUCGUCUGCCGCAAGUCUAACGUUAGCAGCUGCCACAGCACGUGCAAAAGCAGAAGCUGCCCAGGCCAGAUAGUGCCUGUGGUCAAGGCUCAUAUCGUUCAGUUUCGCUCCCACACCAACGGCACAACAUCAUUUUUACUUCAUAAAAUAGAUUUACUGGUAGUAAGUAAGAUACCAAAAGUUCGGAAAUUGACACCUAGCCCAUUUUGUGUAAUCGGUGUUGAAAGCCGGUACUAUUUUUCAGUGAGGCGCAGUGAUAUCUAGUGGGGAGUGGCGCGGUUUUGGUCACAUGGACCAAUCAGGUAGCAGCUUUAUUCUAACAACAUACCUGCUAUGGCGACGACAACAUCCGAGAGUGAAGAGGAACGAAAGACCUCAAAAGUUAGAAAAAAAGUGCGUAAAGAGGAAAAUAAAAGAUGCUAUAUGCAUCUUUCAUCUGUGAACAAUGAGGACGUCCAGCACUUCACUCGGACACGGUGGGACACAUACAGAAACUAUUUAAAACAGUGGCUUUGUCUGCAAGACCAGAACAAGCAUCUGGCAGAAAUCUAUAAACAUUGCUCGGAUGUAGAUUUUGACGCUAUUCCUGACGACGCUGGGUUUCACGCAACAUGCUACCGACGUUUUACAGAUAAAUCUGCAUUGUUUUAUGCCGAGAAAAGGACCGCACGGGCGGUGGGAGAACCAUCUGCAGCCGCAGGUCAGUCAGCAGGCACGUCUGAAACUCCCCGAAAGAAACUUCGAUCUCGUUCAGGUUUGCCCGUUGCUUCUGCCGGCCCCGUCCUGCCAGCCAUCUGUAUAAUUUGUCAAAAAGUGGAAAAGUACACUCGUGUGGGAGGAAAACGCCAGAGGGAUCAACUCACACAAGCAGAAACCGUGUCGGCAGGCCAGUUGCUGAAGGCAGCUGAGAUUAAGAAAGAUGCUGCCAUUCUUCUGCACAUCAACGACAAAGACUGUGUUGCUAUAGAGGUCCGGUACCAUAGGACCUGUUACAGACAGUACACCAGGUUCUUGUCACUGUCUACAGCAACGCACACUGCAACCAGAGAUGAAGAAAUACAACCCUUUGCUGACAGCUACAACCUCUUCUGUGACCAAGUGAUCCGUCAAAGGAUUAUAAUUGACAAAGAGGUGCUGAGAAUGGACAAGCUAAGGAAGUUGUUCGUGGACACCGUUAAGAAGCACGAAGAUCUUGAUGCUUCAGGCUACAGGAGGGAUAAACUGAAAAGAAGGUUGGUCCGUGAUUUCCCCCAGCUGGUUUUCCACUGCCCUCCCCAGCGCAACGUCUCUGAAAUGGUUUUUGUUGAGACAUUAUCGUUAGCAGACAGGGUACCUCUGCCAUCAGGCACAUCACCAUCAACUACCGAGUCAACUGAGGUGAGCCAAGCUGAAAGCCAAGCUGAAAGUGACAGUGAACACACGGCUAGUACAACAGCUGGUCAGAAUACCACGGAGAACACAAGGACACUUUACAGUGCAGGGCUGAUAUUGAAGCGCCUUCUAAGUGACUCUCCCGGUAUGAAAUGCCCGUGGCCUCCCACAGCAGAGGAUUUAAAUGUAUCUGAAGCUAAAUCUGUUGUGCCUGUUGAACUGUACAACUUCAUUGCCUGGAUUAUAGGUGCAACAGAAGAGCCAACACUAGCCUGUUAUGUUGAUGUUCCUGAUGAUGUGAAUCUAAAGGUUAUCUCUCUUUGUCAAGACAUUGUGUAUCUGGCAUCUAAAGGUCGAAAGCAGACACCCAAGUCAUUGUGUCUUGGUCUAACUGUUCGCCAUUUAACAGGUUCAUCAAAUGUUCUGUCACUGCUGAAUAGGUUAGGACAUUGUGCUUCACGGGACACAGUUGUCAGUCUUGACACUAGCCUUGCUCAGCUACAACUUUUAGAGGGUAGAAACAAAAUACCCAAGGGAUUCGCACAGAAGGCACCCACAAUACUGGUGUGGGACAACAUUGAUUUUGGGGAGGAGACACUGUCAGGUCAUGGAACUACUCACCACACAAAUGGCAUUAUGCUCCAAAGUUCUGUCACUGAAACUGUGUCGAGAACAGAGAGACAGCCACUACAGAAGGCAGUUAAAUCAUUCAAACCACCUCCUAGCUACCCCGUAGAACACUACCAACAGUCUAAAAGACACGGGCCACAGAACUUGAGUCACCAUGGAAGUGUUCCAUUGGAUGCAGAAACAUACAGGUUGAACACUGUAUCUGCUGCCAAAACUGAACUGGCAUAUGUUUCAGUAAAGUACACAGAUGCUGAAGCAUGCACAGUGCCAAGCUGGACAGGUUUCCAUACACUGCUCCAAAGUGGGGCCACUCUGCCAAAGUCAGCACUGUAUUAUCUUCCAGUCAUUGAGGCUUCACCGACGGAGAUGUCAACAGUUAACACGAUUUUGAAGCGAAGUGUUGAAAUUGCUGAUCAGCUAGCACUGGACCAUGUAGUGGUAGUUUUUGACCAGGCUAUAUAUGCCAAAGCUCAGCAAAUCCGCUGGAAGGACCAGGAAUUGACAAAACGCCUUGUGAUUAGACUUGGUGAGUUUCAUACUUGCAUGUCUUUCCUAGGGAUUAUAGGAAAAAGGUUUGGUGAUGCAGGACUGCAAGACAUACUCAUUGAGUCUGAAGUUGUUGCCCCAGGUUCCAUCAAUGGUGUGAUCAGUGGUCAUCAUUACAACCGCAGCAUGAGGGCACAGAAACUUAUGUAUGAGAGCCUGCAACGUGCCAGAUUCAGCACAUUCUUAGACUCUUUGACACCAGCGGGGAGAGAUGAGUGCAUGGCUGUCAUCAGUGAAAUCAAAGACACAUUCCCAGACAGAACAGUGGAUGUUUUGUGUGCAAACCAGAAAUUUGACCAAAUGUGUUCAAAGUAUGCUCUCUUUGUGGAAAAGAGAACUGCCGAAAACCCAACGUUUGCUUUCUGGAGUUCUUACAUUGACAUGGUGCAAAUACUCCUUCUGUUUGUGAGAGCUACACGAGAAUCAGACUGGCAGCUUCACCUGUCAACAGUGCGCUUGAUGAUGGCAUGGUUUUUUGCUUAUGAUCGUGUAAACUAUGCUAGGUAUUUGCCUACAUACUGGAUGGAAAUGGUCAACUUGCCUAUAACACACCCUUCUUGUCACAAAGACCUCAGUGUGAAAGGUCAGUGGACUGUUCAACAUCAAAGUGCCCAUGGAUUUGCCUCCAUUGCUUGUGACCAGGCUAUUGAGCAAACAUGCAACAGAGAUUCAAAGACAAAGGGUGGCUGGACAGGAAUAACUCUAAAUAGGGCUGCAGUGUCUCGCUGGAUAUUGUCACAACAUGAACGAGCUGCCAUAGCUAGACAAUGUGAGUCAAUGUCUGGAAAAUCCCCAGAAACACGAAGGCGAAAAGAUCUAGACCGCUCACGGAUUCAUGCCGAUGAAGAAGCUGUGACCAGAAUAAGUUCCACCAUUGAUUCCAUGCUGAACCCAUUUGACUUACACCAAGAUGGCAUUGUUUGUCUUAGCUCAGGGACAGUAGCAUCUGAAGGGGUCAAGAAGGAUUUGCUUGCAGCACCAGAAAGGGGGGAAGAAGCUGUCAAAGUCUUUAUUGACCAAAGACUGUUAACAAAAUCAGUCGACAUUUUUGCCCCCAUCAAGGCUCAAAAACUGAAGACCUUUAGUGACCAGGCAAAAACAAAGACAAAAUCUGCAGCAGCCAAAGAUGUCAUUCUGCGUGCAGACAAGAAACUUUUCUCCAGGCUACUCAUUAUUGGUCAAAGUAGAAAGGUAGACCUGAGGCAAAUUCUGUCCUACUCCUUGGGAACGGUUUCAUAUCCCUUAGCCAGUACUGAUGGGUCACUUGCUAAAACAGACAAAUCUGCCUUGAUGAAUAUAUUGGAGAACAAAGACAAAGACUGCUUAGUUCAGCAAGUUCCGUCAGAUGGAGCUAUUCUCUUCGAUGGCAUGGCAGUCAUUCAAGCCAUGCAUUCCAAACCAGCUACCUUUGGAGAGUUGGCUGACAACUUACUCCAGUACGUGGUCAAGAUAGCUCUGCAGCACAAGUGUACAAGGAUAGACUUUGUCAUUGACCAGUAUCCAGAAAUCAGUAUUAAAAACCUAGAGCGGUCACGGAGAGCUGAGGGUGGUACACAACAGGUGCAGAUCUAUGGACGGGAUCAGAAGGCACCCACACAGUGGAAAAAGUUUCUAUCUAAUGGGACCAACAAAGCAGCACUGGCAGAAUUCCUCUUUGUUGCAUGGCGAGAUGCUGAUCUCACCAUUUUGGGCAGGGACUUCAGCUUGUACAUAGCACAUGGAGAACUGUGUCACUGUGUUACUGUGAAAGAGGGUUCACAAACUGUCAGUGCUGUUCACGAACUGACAUGUGACCAUGAGGAAUGUGACACUAGGGUGUUUUUACAUGCACAGCAUGCUGCACAAGAACAUCAAACUGUUGUCAUCAAAAGCCCUGACACUGAUGUGGCAGUGAUUGCUGUAAGUCUUCAAAGAGCUUUACAGUGUAGCUUGUAUUUUUUCACGGGAGUAGGCAACAGAACGAGGAUCAUAGACGUGGCUAAGGUGGCAGCAGCUCUUGGCAACAGUGUUUGUUCUGCACUCAUUGGCAUCCAUACCUUCACAGGUUGUGACUCGACCAGUGCCUUUCAUGGCAAGGGCAAAAGGAAGACAUUUUCUCUUGCUUGUCAGAAAGACGAAUACCUGACUGCGUUCUCAAAUCUGGGCAGCAGUUUUAACCUUGACCAGUCUACGUUCAAAACACUGAGCAAAUAUGUGUGCCACCUGUAUGGACAGGCAUCUGCCAAAGACGUGAACGAUGCAAGAUACAAAGCAUUCUGUAUGGCAUCGUCAGCUUUGCCAGAACUGUCCAUUCCCCCAACAAGUGAUGCCCUCCACCAACACUGCAAAAGGGCAAACUACCAAGCAGCAGUAAUGCGACAUUCCCUGACUGGUAUGAUGUGUGCCCCUUCACCCAUUGGCAAUGGAUGGUACAUUGAGGAUGGGGAGUUAACAGUAAGAUGGAUGACUAGAAAUCCUGCCCCAGAUAGUGUGCUGCAGGUAGUCCACUGUGGUUGCAAGACAAGCAAAUGUGAAACAGAAAGAUGUUCAUGUAUGUCUGCAAAAAUGUCUUGUACUGAUUUAUGUCACUGCCAGAACUGUGGAAAUGUUUCAAAGGAAACAGAAGAAAGAGGUGCAUGGGAUGAUGACACAGAUGAAAGUGAUAUUGAUGAGUAAUUACGCACCAUGUCACCAUGUAAAAUUUGCCACUUUUGUUUCUUUAUCAAGAUGUUUGAUUAUCGAGAUGCCACACUGCCAUUUUAACGGUAAAGCUUAAAUAAUGUCUGUAUUACCUUUUUUUUCAAAUUUGUUUUGGUCUUUUGUGUGUGUUUGUGUGUGUGUGUG